Meriones unguiculatus (Mongolian gerbil) is the source of this 1342-nucleotide messenger RNA. RefSeq names its product pseudouridine synthase like 1 (gene Pusl1). The record is from RefSeq and is a predicted model, not a curated record. Gene Ontology annotation, molecular function: pseudouridine synthase activity; RNA binding. Lineage: Eukaryota; Metazoa; Chordata; Mammalia; Rodentia; Muridae. Bases 139 to 1041 code for a protein of 300 amino acids. The transcript has 8 exons. Gene Ontology annotation, biological process: tRNA pseudouridine synthesis.
CCUAAACUGGGUCCCGCCUCCGUUUCUCCAGCUCAGAGGCCGGGCGGGGUGGGCCGAGUGAGUGCGCAGGCGCCGUCCCAGCUGGGCAGGGCCGACCGCCGGCCACGUGCAACCUCCCCGCCCGCCGACCACUCAAACAUGGGUUCCUGCGGGCUGGUGGAGUCCGUGCGUGCGCGCUACCUAGUGUUCUUCCAGUACUUGGGCACUGACUUCAAUGGGGUCGCAGCCGUGAGGGGUAAUCCUCGCGCUGUUGGGGUGCAGAACUUCCUGGAGGAGGCUGCCGAACGGCUGAAUUCGGUCGAACUGGUCAGGUUUACGAUCUCCAGCCGCACUGAUGCCGGAGUGCAUGCCCUGAGCAACGCGGCGCACUUGGACAUACAGCGCGGCCCAGGCCUGCCGCCCUUCUCCCCGGAGGUCGUGACCCGUGUCCUCAACAAACACCUGAAGCACCCUGCCAUUCGUGUACUGAAGGCCUUCAGAGUGCCCAACGACUUCCAUGCCCGCUAUGCAGCCACCUCCAGAAUCUACUUGUACCGCCUGGCCACUGGCUGCCCCCGACCUAAUCAGCUCAAUGUCUUUGAACAAAAUCUAUGCUGGGCUCUGCGGACAGAGUGUCUAGAUGUGGCUGCCAUGCAGGAAGCUGCCCAGCACCUCCUCGGGACACACAAUUUUAGUGCCUUCCAGUCUGCUGGCAGCCCAGCCACAAAUGCUGUGCGCACAUUGCAAAGAGUCUGUGUGUCUCCAGGUCCAGCCAGCCCGUUUGCCCUCCCGGAGGAGAGCAGGAGGCUGCAGUUCUGGACCUUGGAGUUUGAAAGCCAGUCUUUCCUUUAUCGACAGGUGCGGAGGAUGACAGCUGUGCUGGUGGCUGUGGGACUAGGGACUCUGACACCCACACAGGUGAAAGUGAUUCUGGAGAGUCAAGAUCCCUUGGGCAAGUAUCAGGCUCAAGUUGCCCCAGCCCGUGGCCUGUUCUUGAAGUCAGUGCUAUAUGACAACUUCGGUCCUGAACCCUAUGGGGUCCACAGUGCGGAAAUCAGCUGACUGUACACUCGGUGGAGGUGAAGAGUCACACAGCACACUAAGUCUGGCUGUCAGCCUUAUCCAACAUGUACUGCACCCAGCAAAGAUUAGUCCACAACUAUGUGGGGCUCUGGCAGUCUUGCCUACCUUCCAGCAGCUCCCACCUUCUCAGUCUGGACAUCCUUUUAUCACUAAAGGGACCGGCAUAGGGUACCUGUCGGUUAACAGUUGUAAGCACCAAAGGAGCUUCUGGUUCUGCUUUUCUGGGAGCCCCGUCUUCUUGGGGAAAGAAUAUGAAUAAAAGGCAUAGAGAACAAAAGAA